Molecule: messenger RNA, 2434 nt
Organism: Solea solea (common sole)
Lineage: Eukaryota; Metazoa; Chordata; Actinopteri; Pleuronectiformes; Soleidae
Gene: edn2
Product: endothelin 2
Exons: 5
Coding region: 79-600 (173 amino acids)
Biological process (GO): regulation of systemic arterial blood pressure by endothelin; regulation of vasoconstriction; vein smooth muscle contraction
Cellular component (GO): extracellular region
Molecular function (GO): endothelin B receptor binding; hormone activity
Source: RefSeq, a predicted model, not a curated record
UGCUCUCCAGCUGUAACACACCACAAUCACCUGUGAAGAGGGACGUGUCUGCUGCUGUUUCAACAUCUGACAGCGAGGAUGAUGAUGACGAUGAUGGUGGAUUCCUUCAUGUGCAAGAUUCUGACUUUAAUCCUCGUCUGCACGACUCUGCAACAUGCUUGUGGACUCCCGUUAUCAGAGCCAGCGGAACCACCAGCUCAUACUCCUGCACAUUCACAACAUGUCAGGACCAAACGCUGCUCCUGUAACAGCUGGGAUGAUAAAGAAUGCAUCUACUUCUGCCACCUGGAUAUUAUCUGGGUCAACACGCCAAGUAAGCUCCUUCCAUAUGGUCUUGGGAGCCCCUCAUCUCGUCGCCACCGCUCCGCCGGCCGAUGCAAAUGCCUGACACCAGCUGAUAAAACCUGCUCUAGCUUCUGUCAAAACAGUGCUCACAACCCAAGGACUGAUGUCGUGGGCUCAUCGGGAAAAACUGAAAACAUAGAUGGCAACAAAUUACUUGCAUAUUUCAGAUCUGUGGUUAAGUCCAACAUUGGCAUUCUGUCAUCAAAGAAGAACAAGGCUUCAGUCAAAAGGCUCAAGAGCAGAACAAGGAGAUAGAAGAGUGAAAGAAAAACCAGCGGAGAUUAAAAGUCAUGGAGAGGAGACGGCUUCAGUGUCAGCUCCAGGUGUUUGAAACAGGUCAAAGAAUUGUACCAACUCUGGAGAUGCAGAGAUAGAAGGGUGGAGAAGACUCAACCAGAGAAAUGCUCCAGGACAGGAGGCGUGAACCUGGACUUAAUGUCUGUCUAACGUGAUGAGGAAGGAUCUUCUAAAGCCAAAUAUAAAGGGACUGACUUUGAGAUUAGUGGGCCACCACAUCACAGAAAUAUCACACUGACCAAUUAUUGAGCAAACCAUUGCUUUGACUCAUCUUUAAGGAUUUCCAUAACUAUGAAGACUCUAUGAUCUCUAUAAUUCCAGAGCCAUAUAGACUCUAUAUUUUCUUUUUUGAAAUAUGUGGGGAUGUAACGGCUGAUUUUCAGUUUGGGUUCCAUUUGUAGUCAGAACUUGGAUUUCCAACCUCACCAACCCCGACAAGGGAUUACUGUUAAUAACACUUCAGUCGUACACAUAGUACUGGUUCAUUUUUAUUAAUAUACAGUACAUGUUGUUGUUGAACUCCCAGUUCUGACUUCUAAAUUCUGAUGUAAAUGGAACGUAGCAUAAUAUCCUCUGUAUCAGAGCUGAGAUCUGUUCUGCCUAAUGUUUAUGGCAAAUCAGCAAAGUAGUUUUUUUUAAUGAUGUUGCUUACUUGAAAACACCAUCUUGACACACUGCAACACUUAAAUGAAGACCAACCCUCUGUAUUGACGAAUCCGGAGAGCCGUUUGUGUGUUUCACCAUCUAGCGUCGCCGCCAUUACUGCGGUUGCACGUCGUCUGUCACUCUCUGCUGUCCUGCUCUGUUCUGCACAGUGGUCACAGUCACUUCUCCAAACCUGUGCCUGCUGCAGCGUUUUGCAGCUCAGAGUCUGGAUAUUCAUUUAAAUUGUCGCCUACUCAGUAGCACAUUAUGAUUUUAAAAGUACCUAAGCAGAUGACAAUGUGAUGUAAAAUUACAGACUUAAGAAAAACGUAUUUCACAAUAACACCACAUUGAGUUCAUUUACUCUUGAACUCUCUUGUACUCUUGUUCAUUGUGAGAUUGACGAGUGUUGAUCAAAAGUUAUCGUGCUGUUGGGAACAAAGUCUGGUGAACAUCGUGGUCCUCUGCACGCGCAGGGAAUCAAUGUAGCUCGUACGGCCACAGACAGGAACUCUUCAUGAGGUAAGGCUUUGUGUAGUUUGUUUAAUUUGAAGUUUCCCACGGCUGUUGGAGCAGCCGAGAAUUGCGCAAGUUCUUCCCGACUUCCUAGACAUUGUUGUCAAAAUUAAUGCUGCAUAAAAAGUACAGGUAAAAGUAGAAAUGUACACUUCUUAUGACAGCUCCCAUUCAAUCACGCAAAUACUGGAGGAAGAUGCGCCGCAACAAUGCCGGCUUGUUUACUACCGGUACUUUGCCGGAUUCGUUUAUAGAGGCCAAACACACACACACACACACACACACACCCUGACAACGAACAUGGUGUAUACAAGCAUGGAAGCCACAGUGGGUCCAGUGUGUUGGCUCAGGUUACAUAGCUCCUCUUUAAUGUUUUGACUGAAGAAAGGCUGGAGGUGUUCAGUAAUGUGGGUCUUGCCAAAAAAGUAGCAACUGUUUUUCUUCUUCACUUAACUUAUGUCUAUUAGCUCUGUAUCAAGAGCGAGAGAACAUUCCUCCUAAGUGCUAAUUGUUUACUAGCAUUGGAUGUUUGCUGUUAAAUGCUAAAUAGCUUAUUUAUACCCUAACUUAUUGACAGAUGUAUUUAUAUUUGUAUUUGUCACAAUGUUUUUCAGGAAUGUGGAAAAUAAAC